CUGCGCUGACUGGUCGUUAGCGGAUACGGUGGCUGCAGAGGCGGUGACCGGGGCUUCUUCCCCGCUCUGCGCCCGGUUCCGCGCCCGUCCCGCGGCUCCGAUUCCACCAUGGCUCCCAAAGGCGGCCCCAAGCAGCAGUCCGAGGAGGACCUGCUCUUGCAGGAUUUCAGCCGCAACCUCUCGGCCAAGUCCUCGGCGCUUUUCUUCGGGAACGCCUUCAUCGUGUCGGCCAUCCCCAUCUGGCUAUAUUGGCGAAUAUGGCAUAUGGAUCUUAUUCAGUCUGCUGUUCUGUAUAGUGUGAUGACCCUAGUAAGCACUUACUUGGUAGCCUUUGCUUACAAAAAUGUGAAAUUUGUUCUCAAGCACAAAGUAGCACAGAAGAGGGAAGAUGCUGUCUCCAAAGAAGUGACUCGGAAACUCUCUGAAGCUGAUAAUAGAAAGAUGUCUCGGAAGGAAAAGGAUGAAAGAAUCUUGUGGAAGAAGAAUGAAGUUGCUGAUUAUGAAGCUACAACAUUUUCCAUCUUUUAUAAUAACACCCUAUUUCUGGUCUUGGUCAUUGUUGCUUCCUUCUUUAUACUGAAGAACUUCAACCCCACAGUGAACUACAUUUUGUCCAUAAGUGCUUCCUCAGGCCUCAUCGCCCUCCUGUCCACUGGUUCCAAGUAGACUGCCUCGGCUUCGCCACCCCCUCCUCCCCACCGCUUUGUAUCUGGGUGGCCUGCGGUGUGUGGAAAAGGAGCAGGGUGGUCAGGGUGGAAGACACGCAAGCUGUUUGUAUAAGUCUGGAGUUUGAGGGUUUGAAAAACCCAACAAAAUGUAAUUCAAUAUUUGUUUAUUGGCUCUUUUUUUUUUUUUUUUUUGGACAGAUUGUUGAAAUUAAAUGAAUUGAAAGGGAAACUCAGAGUACCAGGACAUUUAUUAAAAGGCAAAAAAGUGUUGCAAUGUGUUAUAAUCACAAGAGGAGAAAAUAACUUGUUUCCUGGAUUUGUCAGAGGUCACAGUAACCUGGACUGAGCUGUUAUUAUUUAUAAUAGUAGCAAGAAGUUAAUAACUGGUUCUGUGUGUUCCAAGCACAAUAUUACAACUUUUUUUCUUUUGUUUUGAACCAUAAAUAUCAGAAUGAAUCCUCUCCCUCCAGGGGACUAAACAGAAGCGUCAUGCUUGCAAGUCUCUGACUUUGUGAUUUGAAAUAACUCAAAGUUAAAACAUGGUUUCUCCAACUUGGAGAAGAGAAACUUGUGGAAAAGUUGCGUUGUUGUUGUUGCAGUUUUCUUUUAAGAAGAAAGGCAGCCAAGGUAAUAACCUAAAAAUAGUACCUGGGCAUAUGAGAGUUGUCCCGUGGGGUUAAACCACACAGUGUUCAGCUCUGUAGCAUUAGCCCUGGGUGGGUGUCCAGGGAGCUUAGCUCAACCCUCCCAUGUUGGUUUGACCUGUUAAGAGAAUGGAAUCAUUGUUUCCUCUUGACCAGGGUCUCACAUCACUGGAGGAAUGUUGCGUAAGAGAGUCUCUUUCCUGAAUAUUGACGUGUAGGAGACCAAAGUAAUUUUUGUGAUCUUGGUUCUGGAAUUCUAAAAACUCUCCAAGGAAUUAGAGUGGUUUUGGUACUGCUCAGCAUUUUUCCAUGAGGACUUUCAUAAAUUUGACCUUUUAGUCCACAAGUUCCCAUCCGUUGUAAACAAAAGACUGAUCUCUUCAGUCCUGGUGGGUUCAGCCAAGAGCAGUCUCCUGCAUUUUUUAACUAGUGUGUUUACAGGUAAUUGUUUUUGCAUGAUUUGAAAAAGUUUGAGCUUCUCUUGAAUUUUCAUCACUUAAAAGGUUAUGGACUCACAGGUGAUACUAGCUUUUGACCACAUUCAGUACCUUUCUAUAAGCAGUUUGUUCUUAUUGUUGUUUAGUCGCUAAAUUGUGUCCAACUCUGUGACCCCAUGGACUGCAGCUCACCAGGCUCCUCUGUCCAUGGAUUUUCCAGGCAAGAAUACUGGAGUGGGUUGCUGUUUCCUUCUCCAGGGGAUCUUCCUGACCCAGGGAUCGAACUUUACAUUUGGGUAUCCCAUUCUGCAAGCAAUACCUCAAAGGAAAUAUGUUCCCAGUUUCUAAUCUUAACUUUAAUAUUUGGUUUCCACUUGUAAAUUUAAGGUAAAUGUUGCAUUCACUGUUUAUAGAAAGAUACUCACCAGGAGUUCAUCUUCUAUUUCCAUCUGUUAGAAGUUUUGGGGAGGCCACCUAAGAACCUGGAAGGAAAAUGAGCUAGGAGUACAUUUGCCUAGUGACCCAGAUCAUCAUUGUUUUCAGCUGAGGAUUAUGGUUCGUCGAGGCUUCUAGAAGCUUUCAGUUCUUUACUUUGCUCUGGUACCUUGUUACCUGUGCCAUCUCUGAAUAAUAUGGAGUGAAUGGGGGAAAAGUCAGAAGUACCCUGCAAAGUGUUAGUAUAGCACAUAAGAAUUAAUUAUGUUUUAACUUUUUUCCCCUGUUGAUUAAUGAGUCAAUAGUUUGACUGGUGGCCUGCUGUUUAUACCAAAUGUAUUUGCUUAUUUGACAAAAUGACUGUUUAACAAGCCACCAGUAUUUACUAUUUGUUACCAAAGUUGGGCCUUUUUUUACCUGUAAUUUUUAACGUGCAGGUAAAAAAUUGCCACUAGAUGGCAGCGCCUGUACAGAUGGGAAAAAAUUAGUGUUAUAAUACAGGAUACCUGAGAUGGGGGGCUGAAAUAGGGGCAUCAGUGUUACAUUCUUAGUAAAUUGUGUCUUGAAUUAAUAAACUGAAUAAUUUGUAGGAAAGUGAGGAAGCAAAAUUUGGUUUUGUUCCUGAUUUUUCCCUAUGGCACUCUUUGUUUUUAAUCAUAGUAAUAGUUUCUGUACUGUUAGAUAAAUUCCUAUGUAUCAGUUUCUGAUGGUUCCACAGUUUCCAUUAAGCACCUACCAUGCAGUGCUUUACUGUUGGGAGCUCCAAAACCUUUCCCCCAGUCCUCUCCCCGUCAUCUGGAAGGACUAGCGCACAGAAUUAUGAUGUACUGGAUCUGGCUUAGUUGGUAAAAACCAGCUGUAGAAUUUUUAUCUUAAAAAUACCCCAUAUCCAACACCAGGAGAAUUAAAGAGGUUUUACUCUAA
Dama dama (fallow deer) is the source of this 3108-nucleotide messenger RNA. It is a transcript of the gene SSR3, whose product is annotated as signal sequence receptor subunit 3. The record is from RefSeq and is a predicted model, not a curated record. The transcript has 5 exons. Gene Ontology annotation, cellular component: endoplasmic reticulum; membrane. Gene Ontology annotation, biological process: SRP-dependent cotranslational protein targeting to membrane. The coding region runs from base 109 to 666 and encodes 185 amino acids. Lineage: Eukaryota; Metazoa; Chordata; Mammalia; Artiodactyla; Cervidae.